Messenger RNA from Orbicella faveolata, 2599 nucleotides. RefSeq lists its product as uncharacterized. Lineage: Eukaryota; Metazoa; Cnidaria; Anthozoa; Scleractinia; Merulinidae. The record is from RefSeq and is a predicted model, not a curated record.
GCUAUCUCGUCGAACAUCACUUGCGACAUUUUUCUGAGUUUGAUUAUUUCCGCGAUGAAUGUACAUUUUUUUCAUUCAUCUCACAGGAAAUUGCAUUCAUUUCGUGCAAUUGAUCUGGAAUUUCCUGUGUCACUGAUGAAUGAAAUUGCGUUCUUUCCGGGAUAGCCUGGUUCAGGCUCUCGGUCAGUGGGGACGAUCGAAAAUAGCGGGCAGGCGACGAGCGGGGUCUGUAACUAAACCCUGACCCUAAACUUUUGAUGACCUGUUUAUAUUAAAGUGGACUUAUCUGUGAAAACGAUAACGUUUUCAUUUGUUGUUUUUGUUGUUUAACAGGCAAAUAUGAAGAAACUCAUUUUGUUGGUGAUAUUUGCUCUUGCCUGCCAGCUUGUGGAACGUAACUAAAGGUUUUCUUUUACAUUAGUAUCACAACACCUGAUCUCCUCGAACUUUUUUGCCUGAAAGGAAGAGUGGAUCGGUUUCAGUCAAUAUGCUAAGGUGCGUACCCUCCUAAUCCUGUGGGUAACGUUACUUGUCACAACAAUCACACGGUCGAUAUAACCAUCACCAACGUAGAUGAUCUUGCGAGGUGGAAUGAAACCGAGUGGCGAUUACAAAACAAUACCUCGUGACAGCCAACAUUUCAGAACAAUAGGACAGUAAACUACGAUGCUCUCCCUACCGCACUGUGCUUGGUCUUCAGAACAGCUUGGAGAUGGCAUCCAAUGCAUCCUUAAAAUCAGCGCAGAAAAGAGCAACCCCGGUGGUACAGGCCAGCUGUAUGUGUACGAUCACCUGUAUUAUGUGUCGUGUAAAUAUGGUAAUCAGAACAAGACAGUGGCAAGCUUUAUGCCGGUCAAGAACCGUCAAGACAACGACUCAAGCAGUGCAUUCUUCACCUUUAAACUUGAAGCUUUCCAUUACUCUAAUUUUACUGGUGAGGUCCCUAACCCAGUUGAGCUGGGUAAGACUUUGUAUUUCAAGGCGACGGUAGAGACUCAAACGGCGACACCUAACCUUGACCUUUUUCCUGUUCACUGUUGGUCAUCAAGGAGCGCCAAACCAAACUCAGGCGAAGGCAACAUUACCUUGAUAAGAAACGGUUGCGGUAACAAGGCUGUGAGUGAAGACAAGUCCGAAUCCUUGUCGUAUACUUGCAAAAAUGACAGUGUAGCCGAGACAUUCUCCAUACCGACCUUCAGGUACUAUGGUGCUGAGAAAGGCGAUGCGGUUUACUUCCACUGUGAUCUCAGAGUUUGCCUGGCAGAUGUCGAUAAUUCAGCGUGUCAGUGCCCUACUGAUGCUGAAUGUGACCCUAAGGGGAGAAAAAGGCGUUCACUCGCUGAUGAAGUCGAUGAAACUAAGGUGUACCACACGUCAACAGGUCCUUUUAUUUUUAAGAGCGACGAGGAAGAAGAGGAAGAAAAAGAGGGUGGUGAGCCCCAGUCCUUCUCGACUAAUUUAGCGGUAACUGUGACGGUCAGCGGUGUUGCCGCCUUAGCCAUUAUCUGUGCAACCGCUUACCUUGUUGUGCGCAGCUGCAACAAGCGUAGGCAACAUGGAGAUGUGAAUGUGGCCACCUAAACUCCAGAUUGGGUAGUCCGGUCAUUUACUGAGGAAAUGUUCAAACCAUAGCACUAGUGAAACACACUUAAGGCGGGGGUUCGCCUAAAAACACACCAUUCUUGAAAAGUUAAAAACACAUGAAAUGAUGACCAGUCAAAUCUGAUGCAGAAAAUGCAGCAUACGUUGCAAUGCAUAACUUCGUCAAAAUGCACUGAAUGGAAAAGUUCUAUCUUAAAACACAAAACUUACUUAGAACACUCAAAAUAUCCCUUUUCAAAGGCAAAAAUAACUCGUUUUGAAAAAACGAGCUUUGAACUUACAGUAAGAGAAAUGCCCCUCAGAAUCAGACUUUAAUACCUCAAGAUUCAGAAUACAGAAUUUUAUUUCCAGAUUACAGAAUUUUAAGUUAACCCCCGCUUUAACAUAGUUUUUGUAACCUUUCAGUUCUUUUUUCAAACGGGUAGGAUAUUUCUAUCCUCUAGUCCAAGUAGAAACAUUACCAGAACCAAAAAAUAAAAUAGUACCCGGGUACUUAGCGUAGCCUGCGAAGCAGUUUCUUUUUUCGCAUAAGUUCGGUUACGAAACAGUCGUCCUCAAUUAAAGAAUUUUUGUGAUUUUGUUAGUUCUUCGCUGAGGGGAGAGGUGAGAAAGAAGGCGUGGGAGUCCCUUGCUUAAGGGGUGGGGAUGCUCGCCGGAAAAUUUGGAUCAAAUCUGAAAAGGAAGUCUAAUGUGGGCUGGCUCAAGCUUUAUUUGACUCCCAGUAACUACCGUUGCAAAACAGUCACGCAAACAAGAGAGGAAAAAAGAGGACAUUUUGCAGUUUGAAUGUUUAGCCUCAAAAGGCUAUUACAGUAUUCUUAACAGUUUAUUUAGUAAUAUUAUACUCUGUCCAAUCGAGUUGCCUAGUUGUAACUGAUUCGAUAAAAUACAGUUAAAUGUAGAAAUGUACAGUUACGUACUGAGGAAAGAAACUGACUACUUGCUUUGUUUUGUGAUUGACGACAUUAACAGUGGCGGAUCUAUAGGGGAGGGGCCC